GCAAAACUGCAGUGGUAAGCUAUCUUACCCAGUGAUUGGCUCUGGGUGUUUGUUUUGGGGGCAGCUUUUGGCUCUGAUGUGUACUUUAAAACCAGGGGGUAAUCAGUGUGGAUUGCUGGUCUGGAACACACUGAGAGUCCUACAGGCAUCAAAACAGUUGUCUUUUAGCAGGUGAAGUAGGGAAAGGGGCGAUGCAGGGUCUUAGGGCUCUGUGGCUGUCUGCACUCCCUGCCAUCAUCUGGGCAUCGCCAUUGUUGAUCGAGAGGGAAAAUGGAACCUCCAGGAUAUGCAAGCUUGCCCCACACUGGGAGAUAGGGGGAAAAGCACCCAUGGACGAGCUUCAGGGGCAUAUUGUGGUGGUGGCUCUUCUCAAAGCAAGCUGACACUUCUGCCUCACGCAAGCCUCCCGAAUGGGAGGCUUGCGGGACAGGCUUGCCCAAAGCAAGCUGGCAAACGUGUCUUUCAUGAUAGUGAAUGAGCAAGAGGCCCAGUCCAGAGCUAUGUACUGGGAGCUGAAGAGGAAGGCAGCAGACGGGAUCCCCGUCUAUCAACAGAGUCCACUGCAAGAUGAUGUCUGGUCCACCCUUCAAGGAGAAAAAGAUGACGUCCUCAUUUAUGACAGAUGUGGCAAGCUGACGUUUCACAUCGUACUGCCGUACAGCUUCCUGAAUUUCCCAUACGUCGAGGCCGCCACCCGGGCCACGUACCACAGGGAUAUCUGUGGAUGCUCGUUACAUUUGAACACUUCCUUUGAGUCGGGAUUCAGGCCUACACACAAUGACACCACGCCGUCUCCAAAGCCAACCCCUGUGUCGACUCAUCCUGAUGUAGCGACCCAGACAGAGGAGCAAGAAAAGACUCCUGCAGACACCACCCAGACAGAGGAGCAAGAGAAGACUCCUGCAGACACCACCCAGACAGAGGAGCAAGAAAAGACUCCUGCAGACACGACCCAGACAGAGGAGCAAGAGAAGACUCCUGCAGACACUACCCAGCUGCUCCAGCAGCAUUCCCACAGUGAUGGUGAUGGUGCCCACACCCAUGAAGCACACCAUCACACACAUGACCACCAUGACCAAGCUGUAACCAGGGACGAAGAUACCACAACAGAAAACCAUCACCGUGAUCAUUAAUGCACUGCAGUCGAGGGACUUGAUUUGACCAAAAAUGCAAACUGUUAAGAGAAAUUCAUUGGUCAACUGGUUAAAUCAUAGUCACAGCUGUUUACUCUAAAGCUUUGCAUUAGACAUUCAGUUCCAACCAGUGAAAUGGAGAUGUGAAUGCGGCUUCUCAAACUUACAGACAACAUCAGUUGGGAAAAUUGGUUAUCAAUGGGUCAUAUAUCUGUUACUUUCAAAACGGAUGUUCUGUCUUCUCCUGUGUUACAGAAAAACAGUAAAUCAUAAAGGGCACUGGGAAAUGUAGUUUUGCAGGUACAAUUAUUCCACCAACUGUACUGCAUGUACUGCUUGUAUGAUUUUGUAGGUUAUAGUUGUUUUUAAGACAUUGAAUCUGAACCAUGUGGACUUCAGGCAUUGUCCUUGGGAUAAAGAUGACAUAGAAUUCUCCUCAGGUGCAGUACAUACAAAACGCAAACAAAAAAAUAUGACAUAAGACAAAACAAGUCUUCUUCAUUUUCCCAAUUGUUGCAGAUAAUGCAUUGCCAUAAUUAGAUCAGGAUUUCAGGGUUUACUCACAGUCCAUGUUUGGGUUUUGGCAUACUCCCCCAUCACCACUAGGAUUUACUGUGUGGAAAGCGAUUUUGAUGUUUCAGCCCCAUACACCCUUGUCUUUUUCCUCUUCCAAUGCAACCUUCUGUUUGUUCAAUUAAUGCCAUUGCCACAUCAGUUAUCAUGAGGACCAGUAUGUGAACUGAGCUGAGCAAGUAAUGUGAGUACUUCUGGGGCUUCAUGUGUGUAGUUCACAGGUUUCCUUGACCUCCCUGCUGCACGUAAUGAAAUGUGCACUUGAAACCUGUCUGAGGUGUGUGCGUAUGGAAGCAGUGUGGCUGAGGAGUCAAGAAAAUCAUGCAAUGCAUAGACACAUGUUAAGCUUCCCGUGGAGUUUCUCAAAACACGCACAGGGCUGUAAGUGGACGUACUGGCAAUUGUCUUUCCUUUAAUAUAUUUCUUAAAGUAUGCAUCCAUCAUUUCAAGCAGGAUGUCUGUACUAGUGUAGAAUUUGCUCUUUGUGCAAGUUCAGUUGUAAUAAAAGUGAUUUCAUCCUUAAA
This is a messenger RNA of Clupea harengus (Atlantic herring), 2230 nucleotides long. It is a transcript of the gene selenop2, whose product is annotated as selenoprotein P2. The record is from RefSeq and is a predicted model, not a curated record. Gene Ontology annotation, molecular function: selenium binding. Lineage: Eukaryota; Metazoa; Chordata; Actinopteri; Clupeiformes; Clupeidae. Gene Ontology annotation, cellular component: extracellular region. Gene Ontology annotation, biological process: selenium compound metabolic process.